AUUAAAUCAAAAAAAAAAUGAAAUUUUCAAGUCUUACAAAACCCUGGAUCAAUACAAGUCCUAUAAAACCCAAGCAUACAAAGAUACAAUCCCCAUGCACAGUUCUGUUUUAAUGGCUCAUCCACAUUGCCCUGAGAUCGAUGACGCUGCCCCAAUGCAACACCAUAACUUGGUGGUUCCUUUAACGCUAACUUCUAUAGCAGAAAGCUUCGAGAAAAAAGGCCAUUCAUGGUUUGCCGUAUCUCAACUUCCAUCAGAUUUAACCGUAAAAGUUGAUGACAUCACAUUUUACGUUCACAAGUAUCCGCUGCUUUCAAGAUGCGCUUAUGUAGGACAGAUUGAUCUACAACCUUCAAUAUCAAACAAGGAUUACGAGCUGAAGUUACAAAACUUUCCAGGUGGAGCAGAAACGUUUGAAACCGUCAUGAAAUUUUGCUACGGCCUUCCAGUAUCUUUAAACCCCAGAAACGCAGCUCCAUUAAGAUGUGCAGCGGAAUUCCUAGACAUGACUGAGGAAUUAGAAGACGGAAACCUUAUCUCUAAAACCGAAUCUUUCCUCACUUUGGUAGUGUUUUCUUCAUGGAAGGACUCAAUUACUGUCCUAAAGUCGUGUGAAAAUCUCUCUCCAUGGGCUGAAAAUCUCCAGAUUGUACGAAGAUGUUGUGAUUCAAUCGCUUGGGCUGCUGAAGGAAACUUUACGACAAUAGAAACUGCCAGUGAACAAAGCCGGUGGUUAAAUGAUGUUGCCACUCUCCGUAUUGAUAUUUUUUUGAAGAUUGUAACAUCAAUGACGCUAAAAGGACUUAGACCCGAUCUCCUAGUAUCCAGAGCAACGAAGGAUCAUAGAGAGCCUGUGUCACCAGCUUUUGUUUCCGAGCUUGAGAAAAGAAUCGGAAUGGUUCUGGAAAAUGCUAGUGUGUACGAUCUUCUGAUACCUGGAUAUACGACAGGAGAACAAGGAAAGCAAGUAAUAUUGACGGCAGAGCAGACUUUAUACAACGUCGAUGCUGUGCAAAGGAUUUUGGAAUAUUACUUGAUGCAUGGACAACAGCAGCAAACACAAAGUCAUCACAAAGCAAGUAUUAGUAAACUGUUGGAUAAUUACCUUGCGGAAAUAGCAGGAGACCCAAACCUUUCUGCGACCAAGUUUCAGGUGAUUGCUGAAUCAUUACCAGAUAAUGCUCGACUUUGUGACGAUGGACUCUAUCGAGCAAUUGAUAUAUAUCUGAAGGCACAUCCUUCGCUCUCUGAGCAUGACAGAAGAAGAUUAUGCAGGGCGAUGGAAUGUCAAAAGCUUUCAAUCGAUGCAUGCACACAUGCUGCACGAAAUGAUCGACUGCCUGUAAGAACAGUUAUGCAGGUAUUGCUUGCGGAGCAAUUAAAGCUGAGGGAAGAAAUGCACAAGAAGCAGUUAGCAGGAAACGUUGAUUCUUCACAGCAGGAAGAUAACUGUGCAUCUCCAAAAGAAGAGAUUAAAAUGCUCAAAUUAGAGCAGGAAAAGAUGAUGGAUUUCAUUAAAGAACUUCAAACGGACUACACAAAUUUACAACAAGAUUGUGAAAAGAUGAGAAAUAAGCAGAAUGCUUUGUCGGGUUGGAUUUUAGGAUGGCAUAAGAUCAAAAGAUCUCCAUUGUUUCAAGGGAGAUUCGAUACAAAUGAAAAUAGAGAUGAAAAAGUGAAAGAUAGAGAGGGAAAAGAAAAGGAAAAAAGAAUCAGUUCUAUGCUUAGAUUAAAAAGAAGGCAAUCCAUGUCCUGAAUGAUAGUGAUACCAAGUUUUCUUUAUGGAAAUAUAUAUAUGAUGGGGUUAUUACUGGCUUGUACUAGAUGCUUUUGUAACCAAGAGACAAGCUAAUGUUCAAAAGAAGAUAGAUAUUUGGAAUUAUAUAAUCCAUGAGAUUUCAUUGUAGACUGAACUCUUAUGGAGAUUCCGACCAUUGUCCUUUUAGUUGAUGUAUUUAUUAUGGACAUUGCUUCGUAUGAUCCAUAACUUUUGAAAGAUACUCUGUGUUUUUAGAGGAUUUGGGUUUAGGAAGUGGUGGGAUCUCGAGAUCAUGUCACUCAUUCGUGGAAGAAAAUCAACCUGAAAGUCGUUCGAAUUUUUCAAGCAUUAAAAUCAAUAUUGUAUGGUAUUUUUGUACAUUUAAUACCAUAAUAUAUUUUAGAGCAUUUGAUGCCAUAAAGUAUUUUGAUGUAUUUUACUAUUAGAAGGAGGGGUAUAGAGACAGGCAUUUCCUUCAUAAAUAUGCCACUAAUGGGUAAUAGAAGCAUAUUAACACAUAAAUAAAAAGUUGGAAAAAUCUACAUAGCUAGUUGUUCACGACAAAAUUGGCGAGAGACAUUUUUAUGUUAGCUACUUGUUUUUCUAUAGUGAAAAUGUUAGGAAACAAGUAAUUUAUGAUGUAAUUCCUUUGUCAAUUUGAUGAUGUCAACAUAAUUUGGAUGUUAUAUUUGUAUUUCAGUCAUAAAUUUUCUCGCUAAUCGUUCUUCAUAAUAUAAUUAGUUGGGUCCAUAUGUGUCAAAUAUGUUG
Lactuca saligna is the source of this 2527-nucleotide messenger RNA. The record is from the annotation of a GenBank genome assembly. NCBI's taxonomy places the organism in Eukaryota, Viridiplantae, Streptophyta, Magnoliopsida, Asterales, Asteraceae.